GUUAGGAACUACCAUCUGGUCCAUGUGGGACAGCAGCCGAGAUGUUCUUCCAGGCAGCAUCAGUUUUUCCUGAGGACAUGCUCUGGGUUCAAGCUUGUUUGUUUUGAUGAGACCAGACAGGCUACCACAGCAGUGUUACCUCCAUCCUAAAGCAAAGCAUCAUGGGUCGAUCAGAGGAAACAUGUCUUCCGCAGGUGUAAAAGGUUUCCAGAUGAGCUGAGUGUGCUGAUGCGUCUGCGUCUGGGUCAACGCUGGUCAGAGGAGAGGACGCUAUUGGUUAUUUUAGGGCAGGAGGGGGAGGAGCUUUCCCAGCAGAAGGUGGGGCCAUGACUCUCCAUUGUCGUCAGUGUUCGGGAACACCAUAAGUUUCCUGCUGCUGCUCCUCCUGGACAGACUCAGAGACAGUAGAGAAACCUGUAUGGAGGAUCUUUGAUGGACUGUGGCACAGCUUCUCCCCGUCCAUCUCUCUGUCCAGACUGCAGUUUUACCUGGACUGCUGUCUACAGGAGAGCACCCCCUGGUGUCACGGCUCGGGACCACACAUCAACGAUUUGGGCCCGUUGGGAGGAGCUUCACGUCCUCACCACAUACCCUUUACCAGCAUCAUCCAGGAGGUGAUCUUUGUCUUGGGAGAUCCUACAGCAGCUGAGCAGCACUGUCGAGAGAACAGCAGCACAUGUUCAUCCAUGACAGACACACAGGUUGGAGCCAUAGAUGAGGUGACCGAUCAGCCUGGCAUUAGAGUAUCAUCCAGACCAGAAAAUUCCCCUCAAAACACGACUCUGCAGGCCAGUCUCACUGAGCUGACACCAAGACUGGAUCCAAUGAGCAACACUUCCCCUCUGAAGUCACUUGCUGCUCCAGACACAGAGGGAGGAGAGACCAAAGCUGUAGUGAAAACCCAGACUGGCAUGGACACUGAACCUACUGGCUCACCCAACAGAGAAAUAAACAAACAAAAGACUGUGAGUGAGGAAACAGUUCAAGGUGGAGCUAAGGAACCACAGCCUCUCACUCUGUCUGGACAUGAGCAGAUUACUAAUGGACACCCUCAAAUGUCAGGGACAAUGAAGGAACCAUGGACAACAGAAGGGAGUAUUACAAUCAGGACUCCUUUUGUACACACACUUCAAACUCCUCAGCACCCAGGACAAGUUGAUCAGCCGUCAGGUGCAGCUAAGCAGGGCUCUUCAAGUAAUGGUGCAUCUGUCGUGGAAAGUGUUGAGACGGCCAUUUCAAGCCCAAUCAUUCAACCUGUGAACCCCACAGCUCCAGGUGUCACAGCAGAAUCCACAAGGGGAGAUGCAGAAACUGCAAGUGCAGAAAUAAUUUUCUACAAUGGGCCACAGGUCUCUGAGUUUUUUAUCACAUCUACUCUUAUCACAGGCUCCGACACAGAAUCAGGGAUUGUUGCUUCCACUGUGUACCCUUCAUCUGAGGGAAGAGUAAUGGAGGCAGGACAGGAGACUUCACCGACAAUGGCUACACCUCCAGUUUCAGUAGUCAGUAGUCCCUCCCUUGAAGCCUUUAAAGCAACAGAAGACAUAUCACCGGAGGCAGCAGUGACAGAGAACUUUGCUGCGCCUCAUAAAGAACUAGCCCUGAACCUAACUGCUAUAACUCCCACACUACAGAGCAAAGAAGCACUAAAUAGCAGGGUCAUCACAGCUGAGAUGGGUAAUAUUUCAGCCAGAGAAAUUAAAGAAAAAACAGAAACUGAAGACAGGUUGGAAAGUGUUUUACUCAAACCAGAAACAUCACCACAACCACGACUUCUCGGUUCAGACGAGGGGAGUGGCAGAGAAACGGAUGAAGAUGAAAUAGAUGUAGGGGUGGAGGAGGAAGCUGAAAGAGAUGCAGAUAUAAAAGAAGAAAAUUAUGAUGGUGACACUGAUAUCUUUGAGGAAUAUAAUCAAUCUUCAUCUGAUUGGAUCUCCCAGUUCAGCAAUGAAGUCUCCGUAGUCCAAUCAGAGACCGAAUCUCCGCAGCAGACUGUCAAAGCAACCAAUCAGCUCCCUACAUACUCAGUCAGACAUCAUGGGGCAGGCCUAAGACCUGGGCUCAGAGGUCAAAGGGGAUUGCAGGGUACUCCUGGACUACCAGGACCACCAGGACCUAAAGGAGACAAAGGCUAUCAAGGUGUUAUGGGCAGGACCGGGCGGACAGGAUACAGAGGCCCCAUUGGUCCCCCUGGGAUGCCUGCCAUUGUCGUAUUUAAAACCUCUGAAGAAGCAUGGGAGGCUUUCAAGAAAAAGAAGAUCUACAACAAGUUGGUGUCUUCCUGGCCUAAACUUAAGGGGCCUCUGGGGCCCCCUGGACCUCCUGGAGAUGACGGACCAAUUGGGCCACCUGGAAUUACUGGGAGGCAAGGACCAAAGGGAGUUCAAGGGAAAAUUGGCAGUCCUGGACCGCAGGGUCUGCCAGGUCCCCAGGGCCGGCCUGGUAGAGACGGGACCCCAGGAAAGGAUGCUGAGGCAGGCCGUCCAGGCUUACCUGGAGAACAGGGUCCCGUAGGCUACAGAGGAGAGAAGGGCAGUAAAGGGGAGCUGGGUGAGUGGGGGUAUCAUGGAGAGGCUGGACCACAGGGAGACAGAGGACAAAAAGGGCACAAGGGAAAUAAAGGAGUCAGAGGCCUUGUUGGGCUCCCUGGCUACAUAGGAGUACCUGGCGCUAGGGGUCCUCCUGGUUUUCCAGGACCAUCAGGAACUCUGGGAGAGAUUGGAUCUCCAGGCUUUAGUGGACCACCAGGCCCACCUGGCAAAAUGGGCCCCAGAGGACUAAAAGGUGUUUUAGGGGUUAAAGGACCUCCAGGUCAUCAAGGUGAACUGGGUCCUAGAGGAGCAGCUGGCCUGCAGGGAGAGCCAGGUCCUGGUGGUAUAGUUGGAUUUCCUGGUGUCCGUGGCCCUCAGGGAAACCCAGGACCAGAUGGACCUCUGGGUCCAAAAGGGGACCCUGGUGAUCUAGGAGAUGAAGGAGCAAUAGGAGAACCUGGACCACCUGGACUUAAUGGAGCCAAUGGGAAUCCAGGAAAGCCUGGACCCUCAGGUGAUCCCGGGUCUAAAGCUAAGCGAGGUGACAAGGGUGAGUCAGGGUUUAAGGGAGACCUGGGGCCUCCAGGACCUCCAGGUAAACAGGGAUUAAAGGGGCGUAAAGGCCCAUCAGGAUUUGAGGGACUUGGAGGACCAACAGGGCCACUAGGACCUCCUGGACCCAGUGGUUUUGAUGGCAUCAUGGGGGAGCAAGGGGAGCAGGGAAAAGAUGGACCAAAGGGAGAUCGAGGGCCAAGCGGUAUUCAAGGAGCUCCUGGGCCUCGAGGUGACAAGGGUCGAGAAGGUCGAGCAGGAUUUUCAGGAUUGCCGGGUCCUAUUGGAGAGAUGGGAAAAUCUGGAGAGAGAGGACAUGAAGGAGAACCUGGUAUUAAGGGAAAGCCUGGAGUCCCAGGGGUGACUGGACCUAAAGGCCUGAAGGGAAAUCAAGGUCAUCUGGGAAACAGAGGACAGGAUGGAGCUCUUGGAGCCCCGGGCCCCAUUGGUGCAAAUGGACUGAAUGGGGAAACUGGACCUACAGGACCAAAAGGAUUACCUGGAAAGACAGGAGCUCCUGGCCUCCAAGGGCAUGUAGGGAAGGGUGGCGAAGCUGGCAGUAGAGGAAUAAAGGGGACACAAGGAAAGCCAGGACAGAGAGGGGUUAAAGGUAAAGAAGGCCCCGGUGGACUUUCAGGGGGUGAAGGACUAAAGGGUAAGAGAGGCGAGGAAGGACCAAGGGGAAAACAAGGCCGUCCAGGUGAGAUGGGCAUGUCUGGACCACAGGGAUACAAAGGACCUCCUGGUAUUCAGGGUAACAUUGGACCAUGGGGUGAGAUUGGGCCCCGUGGCCCUCCAGGUGACGGGGGGCCACAAGGUCUAGUGGGCCCUCGUGGAGUUACAGGUUACCCAGGUAAAGAUGGACCCCAAGGACCAACUGGAGCAGCUGGUGUCAAAGGAUAUAAGGGAUCAACAGGGACUUUGGGGCAGGAGGGAGCUGCUGGUCUCGAUGGUGAGGAGGGUCCAGUUGGAUUGAGGGGACCUGAGGGCCCAGCUGGACAAAAAGGCAUAUCUGGUGAUAAAGGGAACUCUGGACCUCCUGGACAGAAAGGAACAAAAGGAGCUGAAGGUGACAGAGGCAAUCAAGGGCUGCAGGGAAAAAAGGGGCCACCAGGGAAACAGGGAUACAGGGGUGCACCAGGAGACAGAGGAAAACAGGGGGUUCCAGGGCUCAAGGGUGAGCCAGGCACCAGAGGUCCAUCAGGCAUGCCUGGACAGUUUGGACCAGGAGGCAAGACCGGGGCAGCAGGAGUCAAAGGCCAGAGGGGGCUCCAGGGACAAACUGGCCCCCCUGGUAGUAUAGGUCCUACUGGACAAAUUGGACCAUCAACAACAGGACUGCAAGGCAACAGAGGUGUUGAUGGCAAAACCGGAAUCCCUGGACUAAAGGGCCGUCACGGUGUGAAGGGAAAACCCGGUCUUCCAGGCAUCACAGGAGACAUGGGAAUAAAGGGUCAAAAAGGUGCAAAAGGAGAAUCUGGGACACGAGGCACAGUGAGCACACCAGGGAAGAUGGGGUUCAUUGGCCCCCCAGGUAGUAAAGGUCGACCUGGACCUGCUGGUCCUCCUGGGCUUCCAGGAACUAAAGGAAUUCAGGGACCAAAGGGAAAAAGAGCCCAGUCUGGAAGGAAAGGGAAGAAGGGGGGCCGUGGAAGAACUGGAGCUAAAGGCCUCUCGGGGAAACCAGGACCUGCUGGAAGACCUGGAAAACCUGGCCUGAGUGGUUUGGACGGGUUACUGGGGGUUGAGGGUAAUGAAGGAGAUCCGGGUGAUGUUGGUUUCAGAGGAGCGCCUGGAACACCUGGCCAGCCAGGCAAAAUGGGAAAACCUGGGCCUCCUGGGAUCAGGGGAAACAUGGGAGCAGGAGGGUUUAAGGGUAAAACUGGACCAAAAGGAAGACAUGGACCUCCUGGACCGAUUGGGCCAAAGGGUAUUCCAGGACUGAGAGGAAAGAAGGGUGAAUCUGGAAAUCGUGGUACAAAGGGUCUCCCAGGUGACACAGGGAUCCUGGGACCAAUUGGGCCACCGGGGCUAAAGGGAAAUCCUGGUUUGCAGGGACUGAAAGGUCGAAGGGGUCGUAAAGGACGGCAGGGGGUCACUGGUCAUCGUGGUGUACCUGGGCGAAAAGGCUUCCUUGGACUUCCUGGUGAGCAUGGAAAAAAGGGAGUGAAAGGUGUCCAAGGCAGGAGAGGACUAAAGGGAGUGAAAGGAAAGCGUGGACCUCCAGGAAAACCAGGUGCACCAGGCAAACACAGGCCUGCACAAAGACGGCGAUCAAAACUUGAGUCAAGUCCAGGUCAAAGAAAUGAGCUGAGGCCCAAAACAAGAACCAGCACAAGAUCUAAACUGAAAAAUGUGCCCAAGUCCAGACAAACACUGACCCUCCUGAGGAGAGGACAACAAAGGAGAGGACAACAAAAAAGGCCCAGGCCGGUGAGGAGAAGACUGCUUCAAGGAGAUGAGGCGGAGGAAUCCUUCAGCUGGCUCCUGGGAACCAAAGAUGACCCUGCCACCACCUGCCAUGAGCUGGGACUCGUGCAUCCACAUCUGAAUGAUGGUUACUUUUACAUGGACCCCAACCAAGGCUGCCCCUAUGAUGCUCUGAAGGUGUUCUGUAACUUCACAGCAGGAGGAACCACCUGUAUUGACCCUUUAAAGUCUCAGAUUACACUUAGGUGGGAACCAGAAAGGCAAAAAUCAAGAAGAUCUCUCCAGUGGUUUAGUCACCAACAUGGUGGAAACAAGUUUGAGUAUGCUGGUGUGGAUGUUGUCCAGCUGAGGUUCCUGCGGUUACAAAGCCACACAUCUUUCCAGCACAUGACUGUCAGCUGUACAGCAAACCACUCCAUUACUGCUGCCACAACUAAUUCAACCAAUAGGAGCAUUCACCUCCUGGGAGACUCUGGCAAAGAAAUUGGUUCACACCUUAUGACAGUGUCCAGAAAAGGCUGUGAGGUGGAGGUGGUUGUGAGGGUUCGGGGGGGCACUGAGCAGCAUCGAGGAGAUAUGGAGUUGCUUCCCAUCAGAGAUCUGGAUGUGGAGAUGAGGGGACUAUCUCCCCUCAGCCCUGAGACUGCUGUGGUCCUGGGACCCCUCUGCUUCUUGUGACCAAUGAGUAGUGUGUGUGUGGCUGUUUGUGUGUGCGCCUGUGUGUAAUUAAACUCUGUAAAUAUCAUUUUCAUAGCGAAAGCAGGGAUAUAUGAUUUUGAGAUAUUUUACAUGGACAGUUUUGUUAGGAUUAAUUUACUCAGUGUUGUACUGUAUUUUGUGUGUAUUUAUUGAAUUGUCAAAAACUGAAUGAAUUGUAAGAGUUUACCAUAUGAAGCAUUAUAUAAAUGUCCGAAAUGUUAAUGUGGCACCAAAUGUUCAAAUCAAAUUGAUGUGGUAUUUAAUUUUUACAAGUCAGUGUAUUCAGUGUCUCAUCCUCCACACAGGGGAAUGAUGUGCAACACUAUCAAAAUAAAAUGAUUGUUUUAAAUGUGGAAUGAAA
Messenger RNA from Seriola aureovittata, 6573 nucleotides. RefSeq names its product collagen alpha-1(I) chain. The transcript is spliced from 66 exons. Bases 687 to 6191 code for a protein of 1834 amino acids. The record is from RefSeq and is a predicted model, not a curated record. Gene Ontology annotation, molecular function: extracellular matrix structural constituent. Lineage: Eukaryota; Metazoa; Chordata; Actinopteri; Carangiformes; Carangidae.